GUAGUGUUUUCCAAAAUCAGAGACAAUUAUUUCAUGUUGCUGUCGCUGAUGAGCUAAAGCUUUUAGCUGAUGCUCGAGACGAUGCCGUUUCUCGUAUGUUUCUUAGCUCUCGCUCUGAUGAAGCGUCCCUUCAUAGGAGAACUGGUGAUUUAGGUGAUACUAGGCAUAUCAGAUGCAUGUGAACGCCAGCUAUAUGAUGCUUGUGAUGACUGAUAAGGAAGUCAAGUUCAUGUGAUGAGUAUACAGAGUGAGCUUUUUCUUGAAGGACUUCUUUUUAUUUAUGUGCAUAUCUUCAAAACUAAUUGCUCAGGAGUCGUCAGGCCAGAUUGAGAACCUCAGUUUCAUUUAUGAUAUGAGUUCAAUUUAUCUUAUCCUUUUCUUGAAUCCUGCAACGUCCUGGAAAAGUUAUGGCCAUGAGAGAUAGAAUUAGCUAAUGAUGUGGAUAACAUACCUUAUUGAACUGGAUUUCAAUGUGUUCUGUCCGUUAAUGUCUAUAAGUUUAGAAUUCAAUGAUAUUCCUUGUAACAGUAGAGUUGUGUAGCUAUGUUUCUUUUAUGACAGAAGAUUUGUUUCUACCUAUCUUUCUCAUUGAGUGGGUUGCCAAGGCUCAUUUUAAUUCUAAAAGAUUUUGAGAAUAUGAACUAUGAAUUUUUCUUUGAUACACCAAACAGAUAUUUUAGUUUGUUAACACUUUUUAAUAUCAAUUACAAGGAACAUUUUUAUAAAAAUAAAAUGAAAAAGACAUCUAUGUCUUGAUUGCAAUGUAAUCCUUACGGUUUACACGUACAGCAGUAACAGCAACAUAUACCAUGAAAGCAGGUCAUCACUGCAAUAGCUUUACCAACUAAUGUAUAGGGUGGUGGUUCAUGUGUCGCACCUUUUCUACCUUAAAAAUUGGACAGACGACCACUAUAGGCUUAUGGGUAGGAUAAACUGCAUAUGGAUUUAUUAUCAUGAGUCCUUAUUUCUUAACUAUUUUAAUGUUACAAUUAAAUGCCAGGAGAAUUGCUCAACUGAAAGAGCAUGAGUGCCAAAUUGCCGUUGAAGAUGUUAUGUACAUGUUAAUAUUUUCCAAAUUCUCUGAGAUUAGAGUCCCUUUGGUUCCAAAGCUCUCUAGAUGCAUUUAUAAUGGCAGACUGGAGAUAGGGCCUUCAAAGGACUGGGAGCUGGAAUCCAUCCAUAGCUUUGAGGUUUUAGAGAUGAUAAAGGAACAUGUCUGCACAGUAAUUGGCUUAAGAGCAAAUUCUAGUGUCACAGACAGUUGGGCGACAACUGAGAUUCAGAGACUCCAGCUUGGCCGAGUGUAUGCAGCCUCGGUGUUAUAUGGUUAUUUCUUGAAGUCUGCCUCCUUGAGGCAUUAUCUGGAACAGUGUAUAGCUGUGUCCCACCACAAUGUUCAUCUCAGUUGUAGGACUGUGCGUCAGUAUCCAGAGUCAAUAUCUCAUGGAUUAACAAAUAUCGUAUUUCGUCGGAUAAGCAAUAUGCAAUCUGGUUCAGCAGGUCAGGGGUCAAUUAAGCAGGACUGGCAACGUGGAAAACUGAGGUGCUAUGUAAUGGGUUUUGAUGCGGAGACAUUGCAGAGAUGUGCAAAACUGAAAUCUAAAGAGGCUGUGAAUUUGAUUGAGAAGCAUAGUAGUGCACUUUUUGGGAAUGACAAUACUGGUUCACUUGAGAAUGAUGAGGUAAUCCUGACAUCUUUUUCAAGCCUCAAAAGAUUAGUUUUAGAGGCGGUGGCUUUUGGUUCUUUCCUUUGGGACACAGAAGAGUACGUGAACUCUAUUUUUAAGCUCAGUGAGAAUUAACAGGGGAGAGAAGUUAAGAAAGAAAGGAUUGGCAAUCAGGUUCCCCGCGUCUGUACAUAAGAGUUUGAUUUCUUUCUAUACUCUUAUUUGCCAAAACUCAGCAGUUUGUUGUAUAGUGUACAUGCAUAGAAUAAAUAAUGUACAGCCUAGGAACUGUUUUUUGUCUACUUCUGUUUCUGCUAUGCAAUGUUGAUUUUAAUCUCAA
Molecule: messenger RNA, 2007 nt
Organism: Ricinus communis (castor bean)
Lineage: Eukaryota; Viridiplantae; Streptophyta; Magnoliopsida; Malpighiales; Euphorbiaceae
Product: UV-B-induced protein At3g17800, chloroplastic
Exons: 2
Coding region: 954-1802 (282 amino acids)
Source: RefSeq, a predicted model, not a curated record